AUGAGCACGAGAAGACGCACGAAGGAGAAUUCGAAAAGCUCCAAAAAGAAAGAAGGCAAGAGAGAGCAAAACGGGUUAGGUAAAAUAGGAAACAAAGAAUUACAUUAUGUUGUUAAGCUACACUCGGACGAAGAAAAUAACAGGAACAGCACAAAUAAGAACAAGUACAAACAUGCAAAGAAGAAGAACAAUAAAAGACGAAGCUUAUCAGUACUGGUCCCCAAUUACCAAAAAGACAUAGUAAAUAAUAUCAAACUGGCUGACAAGCUGUAUAAAUUAACAGCUAAUAAAAGCUCAGACGAAUCGGAAGACGAUAAUCGUAUAAAAAGGAAAAACUCAAAAAGGGACAAAAAAAAUGACUCGAAGAGCAAGAAGAACAAACAUAGGAGAAGCCUCACCUGUGGAAGUUACCACUCCGAUAGUGAAAACAGUGUGGACAGCGCGAAAAAUAACAAGAAGGUCGAUAUAAAUAUUAAUGAAGUACAGACAAAGUACAAAAAUAAGAACAUAAAAAUUAUUUACGACGAUGGGUAUUCGAAGAGAAUUGUCGUCCGGGGGGAUAAAAGGAAGGCAGGGAGCAGCGACGGGGAGGACGAAUAUGAAGACGAAAGUGACAGCGAUGAGCAGAGUGAUGACCAAAGUGAUGAUCAAAGUGAUACCCAAAGUGAUCGUGAAAGCGAAUCAGAUGAGGAACGUCGAUGUGGAAGCCAAGGGGAGGAACAUUCUAAAGGCUACAACAGACGAGCGCGCAAAAAAAAACACAGUGGAAGAAAAAAACACAAGGAAGAAAGCAAACCAACCAAGAGGAAGAAAAAAAAAUUCGCCAAACGACACUCCACAACGUUGAGUGACAGUUACUGCGAGGAAAAGAGGAAAAAAAACAUCCACAAGGGGAGGAGGGAAUUCUCGACUCAGAAGUUCGUAGGGGCGAGAAACAGAAAGGAGAGCAGCGAACCGAUAGACAGGAAUUACAAAGAAGAUAAAAAUUAUGGACAAAGGGCAAAGAAGGACUACUACCCUAACAUGUAUGAAAGAGAACAUAGUGAAAAUAGAAAUAAAGACAAAAAUAAUAACACGUUUCAAGAUGUAGAGAUCUUUAAUCCAUGCACAGACAGAGGCAGAAAAGCGAUGACGUACCAAACAUUGAGCACAAGGAGUGACCAAGUGAAAAACAACUUUUUCCUAAACAUUAAGGACAUAGUUUUUAAGCUGCACCUGAACUUACAAAACAUUAAGGAAAUACUGAAAAACAAAAAUGACUAUAUAACGAGCUUGCUAGAAUCGUCAUACAGAAAUAUUCUUGAAAAUGUAAAACGCAACGCAAUAAAGCAGGACAAUUUUUACAGGAUAAUUUUUCACGACUUGUUUAAUUUAUUGAAUGAAUUUAUCAUGGUGGAUGAUUAUACAAAGAAGUUUUUCUUCAGCAUCGAGACGGAGGUAAGACAAAGGUGCUUGGAAAAUAUUAAGAACGAGUUUUACAAUUUCAUCAAUAGGUACUUGCCCUCGGGGGAGAGGAGAAGUGUGUAUAGCCCCAACAGAGGCGGGAACGAGUUGAAUCCGCAGGAUAUGUACAAACACAUCAUGGAUAUGCAUCAAUCUGCCAACAAGCGGAAGAGCCUCUAUUCUGCCCUGGCGUCCUACAACACUGGGGUGGGGCCCACCGGGAGUGGCUUACCCGGUGAAUACCAGACCCACCCCGACAUGCAGAGCAUCUUCCCCCUCAAUAGCCUACAACGGAUGGAAGGUGGGAGGAACGAGCUGGGAAAAAUCGACACCAUGGGAAACAACCUCCCACUUAAAGUAAAAAACGCAAGCAUCUUGCAAAAUAUAAACGAGCAGGAAGAUGCCGUGGAUUACCUAAAAGGAAUUGUAAAAAGCGAAAAGGAAAAAAACAUAAAAUUGGAGUUGCAGUAUGAUGAACUGAAACAAAAAUACGAUCUGUUGAAGAAGAAAAGAGAAGAAGACAUCACCAAGGAAGUUAAUAUGUCUAAAAGUAUCGCAGAUGAAGAAGAUAAUUUUUUUAAAAAAUUUUAUCAGAGUCAGUCAUUUAUCAAAUUGGAGGAAAAAAAACUGGAGGACUCAUCCAAGAGGAUCGUCGACGAAAAUGUUCGUCUGACCAGGAUGAAGGAAAUGAACGAAAACAGCAAAAGGGAAAUAGAGAAAGACAUGAACGAUAUCGAGGUUAGGAGGAAAGAAAUUGAAAAGGACAAAGGCGAUGUCGAAAUUCAGAAAAAGGAGAUCGAACUUGCAAAAGAGGAGAUGAACAAACAAAAAAAACAAUUGGAAGAAGAACAGGACAUACUAAAUCGGAGGAAGAAAGAAUUGGAGGAGGAAAACUCCAUGCUAGAUAACACCAAAAGGGAGGUGGAUGAACAAAAUGAUUUGAUAAAGGAAAAAAGGGCGCAGCUGGACGAGCUGAACAAGUUACUGGACGAAACGCAGAAGCGCGUGGAGGAGGCAGACAACACACUGCGUCAGAAGCAGAAAGAAAUUGACGACACAGAUGUGCUGCUAAACGAGAAACAGAGCACCAUGCAGAGAAUGUGCACCUUAAUGGGAAGGGACAGCCAAAAUCAAAUAAGGGAAGAAGGGGACACUUUGGAGGGGACAAAUAAUAAAUUGAAGAGGGGAAGUACCCAAAUGAAGUCUAACGAGACGGAGCACAGCGUACAAAAUGAUGACCCAAAUCAGCAACCUGACAGUGGGAACGAACCCCACAAAAGAGAAAACGAAGAGAGCAACACAUUCUAUAUGCAAUGUGAUAACCCUAGUUAUACACCCAGUGGGGGGGCUAUCACGGAUAAGCAGGGCACUCUCACUUUAGAAAAAUCGUCAACACGGAUGGUGGAGAACGCCAAACGAAGCAGCGUUCUGUCUUACUUAGGGGACUCGAAAUUUUCUCUGAAAGAUGCUUCGACGAGGAACAGCAACAUGUCGCCAUUAAGUGGUACCCCCCAAAAUGGUCAACUUGCGCUAAAUGAUAAAAACGCCCUAAUGAUGGAGAAGGAAAUUGCGGAAAGGGAAAAGGCCCUUUUAAGUAGAGAGGAAAAACUCAAUGAGGAAAAAGAACAAAUUGCUCAGCAGAUGAACGAACUUAGAAUUUUACGGGAUAACAUUUCGAGCAAAACGGAGGAACUCCAUAUAUGGGAAGAGGAACUAAAAAGGAAAGAAUUACACCUACUAGGCAUGCAACAAGAAGGAGACGGUACACAGCAGGAGGGACAACCAAAUGCCCCUUCAAACAGAACCAACACCCUCCUUUGUAACGCAGAAGAAACGAACAGUUUGGGAGGAAAUGACUCUAAUGGAGGAGUCGAAAAUCAUCAAAUGAGCCACGUGGGAACACCUCAAACUGAAAGCGAUCAUAAGAACACCAGCCAACCGCAUGACGAAGCUGAAAUAAACGAAUCACUACAAAAAGGGGAUAGCACACAUUUGGAAGGUACCAAUUCUUCACAGGAGAAAAAUAUCAACGACAGUUCUUCCAACCCGUGCGGAUCUUCUUCCCCAACAGGUGACAACUUAGACGCAAUAAAAAGCAACCUGAGCAACUGUUUGGAUGAAAUAGCUAAGUACAAACUAUUGCUAAAAAGUAGAGACGAAGAAAUUUGUUCAUUAAAGACACAACUGGGAAGGCAGCAAGGUGAAGCCAACUGGAACGGAGAUGCUACACAAGAGGGGAACAACUCGGGGGAUAAUUCAAAAAUGGGGGAUUCUCCUAGCAAUACGGGUAAUGCGGCGGGAGGGAUAAAUGGACAAACUGAUUCUUCUUCCCUGUCGGGUGAUUUGGGUAAUACAGCCAUGGGUUCUUUGAAGCAGCCAAUCGGAUUUUCAGGCCCCGAGCCUGAGCAGAGUAAGGUACGCACCGAAAAAACCCGCACCAACCCAACGGACGAUCGGGACGAUUGCCCAUAUCCAAACUCAGAAGGGACCGAAUUAAACGCUCAGAAGACGAUGAAAAGUGUUAUUAGCAGCGAGCUAAUCACGUUAUACAAAGAGAUAAGCAAAAUAAAAGAGGAGUACAACAAGAGCAUCCUUAAAAAAAAUGAGUUCAUAGGGGGCCUCCUGCACAAUUUCUUUAACGAAAUGAGAAACAACUACAAGUUGAAGGAAAAUUUUUACCAGAAGGAAUCCAUCAAAUAUCAAGCCCUCAUUAGCGAUAAGGAAUGCUACAUAAACGAACUUAAAAAUGCGUUACAGGAAAAAAAAGCGAAGGAGGUGUCCUACAAAAAGAUGCUACUCAAAAUGAAUCAAAUAAACGAUGCGUACAAAUUAAAAAAUAAAAGAAGCUUGUCCACCGUGGAAAUGUUGAAGCAAGACAUAAAGCUGCUAAAUCAAGACGUCUUAAAAAAAAAAGAAAUGGUAAGUUUUGCAUAA
Plasmodium coatneyi is the source of this 4377-nucleotide messenger RNA. RefSeq lists its product as uncharacterized. Gene Ontology annotation, biological process: mitotic spindle organization; regulation of mitotic cell cycle. The coding region runs from base 1 to 4377 and encodes 1458 amino acids. NCBI's taxonomy places the organism in Eukaryota, Apicomplexa, Aconoidasida, Haemosporida, Plasmodiidae. Gene Ontology annotation, cellular component: mitotic spindle. The transcript is spliced from 6 exons. The record is from RefSeq and is a predicted model, not a curated record.